This is a messenger RNA of Budorcas taxicolor (takin), 975 nucleotides long. RefSeq names its product NIPA magnesium transporter 1 (gene NIPA1). The transcript has 5 exons. Gene Ontology annotation, cellular component: membrane. Gene Ontology annotation, biological process: magnesium ion transport. The record is from RefSeq and is a predicted model, not a curated record. The coding region runs from base 1 to 975 and encodes 324 amino acids. Gene Ontology annotation, molecular function: magnesium ion transmembrane transporter activity. NCBI's taxonomy places the organism in Eukaryota, Metazoa, Chordata, Mammalia, Artiodactyla, Bovidae.
AUGGGGACUGCGGCUGCUGCAGCGGCGGCGGCCGGGGAGGGGGCGCGCAGCCCGAGCCCCGCCGCCGUGUCGCUCGGCCUGGGCGUGGCCGUAGUGUCGAGCCUGGUGAACGGGUCCACGUUCGUGCUUCAGAAGAAGGGCAUCGUGCGCGCCAAGCGGCGAGGUACCUCCUACUUAACAGACAUUGUAUGGUGGGCAGGAACAAUUGCAAUGGCUGUUGGCCAGAUUGGAAACUUCCUGGCUUACACAGCGGUCCCCACGGUCCUGGUGACUCCUCUUGGUGCCCUUGGAGUGCCAUUUGGGUCCAUUUUAGCUUCUUAUCUUCUGAAAGAAAAGCUCAACAUCUUGGGCAAGUUGGGGUGUCUGCUAAGCUGUGCGGGUUCUGUCGUGCUGAUUAUCCAUUCCCCGAAAUCUGAGAGUGUGACUACUCAGGCUGAGUUGGAGGAGAAGCUGACCAAUCCAGUGUUUGUGGGCUAUCUGUGCAUCGUGCUGCUCAUGCUGCUGCUGCUUAUCUUCUGGAUCGCACCGGCCCACGGGCCCACCAACAUCAUGGUCUACAUCAGCAUCUGCUCCUUGCUGGGGAGUUUCACCGUGCCUUCCACCAAGGGCAUUGGGCUGGCUGCCCAAGACAUCUUCCACAACAACCCAUCUAGUCAGCGGGCCCUCUGCCUGUGCCUGGUGCUCCUGGCCGUGCUUGGCUGCAGUAUCAUCGUCCAGUUCAGGUACAUCAACAAGGCCCUCGAGUGCUUCGACUCCUCUGUGUUUGGGGCCAUCUACUACGUGGUGUUCACCACACUGGUCUUGCUGGCCUCAGCCAUCCUCUUCCGGGAGUGGAGCAACGUGGGUCUGGUGGACUUCUUGGGCAUGGCCUGUGGGUUCACCACUGUCUCCGUUGGAAUUGUCCUUAUACAGGUGUUCAAAGAGUUCAACUUCAACCUGGGGGAGAUGAAUAAAUCUAAUGUGAAAACGGACUAG